Tribolium madens (black flour beetle) is the source of this 4562-nucleotide messenger RNA. RefSeq lists its product as uncharacterized. NCBI's taxonomy places the organism in Eukaryota, Metazoa, Arthropoda, Insecta, Coleoptera, Tenebrionidae. Bases 78 to 2990 code for a protein of 970 amino acids. Gene Ontology annotation, biological process: nervous system development. Gene Ontology annotation, cellular component: external side of plasma membrane; signaling receptor complex. Gene Ontology annotation, molecular function: signaling receptor activity. The transcript has 15 exons. The record is from RefSeq and is a predicted model, not a curated record.
UUUUCGUGGCCGGUAGUGUCCGUGUGUACCGCAGCGUAACGUAACGCAACGCUCGCCACAUGUGAGCAACCAAUGGUAUGUGCGGUGCUGGGGCGAUCCUCUGGCUGCUGGCCGCGGCGGACCUGGUGCUCUCCAGCGAGUUCCCCGAACGCGAGUGCUGUGACCUGCCCUUGCCCCAGCCGACGGCAGCCACCUCCUCGACGCCGGCCUCCACCCAGCGUCCAGGUCCCAAUAUCAAAAAUGGAGGCGCUACUUUAAACUGUCUAGUUGCGCGCCAACUCUGCUUCGAUGACGCCUCCUGUUCAGCCAUUCUCGAAAUUAUUCCAAGAGUUUGUGGCCCGGAAUUAGUCGCGUGUUCAACAGUGACUGUAACGAAAUGCCAGGCAGCCCUUCGUACUCUUCAAGCUUUUCCUUUCUUCAAACCAACAUGUCUGUGUCGGGAACCUCACGCCGAUCCCGAAUGCAACUCCUUCAGGGACUUUCUCUUCGAUCAUCCCUGUAUAUUCGUCACAAAAAAAGAGAAAGACCCUUACCCUGUGGACGCUUUGCCGACGUGCAAUUACGCCUUAUCCGUAUGCCAACAAGAAGGCAAAUGUCUGAAACUAUACGAGGAUUUCAAAUCCAACUGCAAGGUGCGAGAUAACAAAUGUCGCAUGGACGACAGAGAUCUGUGUCACAAGUCGUGGACAAAUUUGCGUCGCUCGCCAAUGUUCGGGUGUAUAUGUCCGAAUAACCAUAACAAGAAGCGAUGCGAUAGAAUUUUCAGCAUGGUAAACCACAAUCCCUGCGUGGACAUUCUUCCGCCUAUUCCAGAUCCUAAACCUGCACAACCUCCACUCGAUCCUGAUCAGGAAUUUAUUAGAAAUUUCUGGUCGCCCCCUACGAACCUUUAUCCGUACUUUUUGUUUCCCCCUUCAACUGUGCACGGCACAGCCCAUGGCACUUUCCGCACGCACAGCAACACCGGCACAAUCACUGGCAUGGGCACAGCCACAGCCACAGCCACUGCCACUGCCUCCACUACCGGCACCAACAGCACGGCCUUUGGCUCUCACUCGUCCGUAGAAGAGACGCUCGUCACCUCCUUACAGUUUCCAGAGCUCGUCGUUCCGGCUUCGGACAAUACGUCUGCCUCAUUUGACUACGGGCUAGGCAAUGCCAUUGUCGAAAACCCGCUAGUAGACGCGGCCAACGGACUGGACGCGCACGCUGACCACAAUCACAUCAGUGUGAGUGUCUUAAAGAACAAUGGAAAACCAUCGGUGAGCUCUAACAUCAAUCCCUACCCAGAGGACCUCGACGGGGCGGCGGUAGGGGGCGGAGUGUCCGCACAACACCAAAAAUACCCAAGUUCUACUGACCAUAGCCGUUCAGACUCGAACGAGGUAGCAAAGAUAAUAUUUCAAAGCACCUGCCACUUAGCAAUGGAAAGCUGCAAUAACAACUACCACUGCAAAGUGUCGCUCAACCCCAUCUUACACCACUGCGACAUGUCUAGAUGCAACAGAAACUCCUGUAUGGAAGCUCUUCAGAGUUUUUACAGAAAACCAAGUCUCCCUUGGAACGUCGAAAUCGCCUUUUGUCUUUGCAAAAAAACAGACAAUAAGCAGGAUCAGUGUUUGAUAGCACAAGAAAAACUUCACCCUGUUUGCGCCCAGAGAAUUGAAGGUUUACCCCAACCGACCUGCUUGUCAUUGGCCAAAAACUGUCGAGAAAAUAAGGAGUGCAGAUCUCGACUGGAGUAUUACGAGCAAUCUUGCGCUGUAGACAGUGUUACGAAAAAAUGUGCGGGCUCCCCUGCCGAGUGCCGAAGUGCCAUGUUGGGCAUUUUGGGCACGAACUUGAGAGCAACGUGUGCUUGUAAAGGCACCGACAUGACCGAGCUUUACGAAUGUUUAGGGUGGCAGCGACUGCUUUGGGUAAACCCAUGUGUGGUGGAAUCUCAAAAGGACUUUCAUAUGAAAAAGGCGGCAGAAUUGGCGGCACUUACGACCCCUUCAACUACUAAAGCCACCACCCCUUUGGAGGUCCGAACACGUCCCAAUUUCGCCAUUCAUCAUAUAACUGUGAUGACCGCCACCGAAGCUCCAUUACAAACCCGAAAAAACACAAUCGCCGAAUUCAUUCCGCCCCCUCAACCGUUCAUUCCGACAUCAACGACUACGACGACAACCACCACUGCCACAACGACCACUACGGCGAUGGCAACCACGACUAUUCCUCCAAAGUACUGUGUGUUUCCGAGACCACAAUUUCCCAACCAAUAUAUAAAAGAAGGUUCAUUUAAAAGGAUAUAUCACGAAGAUGAAUUCGAAUGUUCGGACGUUUGCGAAUGUGAAAUAGGGGAAAAGUUAUCCUGUAAAACCAUUUGUAUAGAUCGAAUGCCUUGCAAAACGGAAUUCGCAUACUAUAACCACGCUGCACCCUCGUAUCAAGCAUACAGAGGGAGGUGUUUGUGUUAUUCGGGCCGGUUUAUUUGUAUGAAACCGCCCCCUAGUGAUUACACCUUGCCACAAGGAGUUUUUCUAUUUCUCGGAUAUAGCGAAGUUGAUGAAAGGAAACUUAAUAUAAAUCAAACCAGAGUUGUCGUUCAAGAUGUUGUCCGAGUUUUGCAAAACUUUAUCAAAGAAGAGGCCGUCAACGGAACUCUGUGUUCUCUCGAAUUAUUUAACUUGACGAGAGAAAAUGUCAUUAUAGCAGGGAAAUUGUCGGAGGAGGUUAAUUAUAGUAUGCUCUCUCCGAUGGAAAGCUUAGCUAAAGAGAAGGAAGAGUGUGCCGAACUGUUAGAAAUAAUAAGUGAUAGAAUAAACUCACGUAAUCCGGACUUCAUAUCACAUCUCUUGCUGUCUAUUUUCAAGAUGGCGGAAGUGGAAAUUGUGCAAAUAGAGCCAAAUUCAACAUCCAAAACGUAUUCAUUAGCUCAUAAUUUGUUAGUAUAUACAUUACUGUUAACAAAAUUUAUUCAAAAGCUCUUGACAACACCAUCGUGACAUUAAGACUGUUUAAAGCUAAUAAACACAAUUCGAUACAUAUCCUUUUACAAUGAAACUUAAUCUAAUCAAUAUAAGAAGUAAGUGUCUGAGUGGACACGAACUAUUUGGUUAAAAUAAUCACUUUGUACAUAUCAGUGUUGACUGUUAAUAUUAGUUUGUUAUCUUUUAGGAUAGACUAGUUUGUCAUCCCAUAAUCAUUUUCUAAAAUUAUUGCUCAGAUCAUUUUACAUUGUUCAUUCAUCUUGUUUUUAACGCAUCCAAUCACGUACAAUCUUAAAAUGUCUUCCUAUGUGAGUUAUUGACAUCUACUCAGCCAGACAAAAAUUUUCGUUUUAUAUGCAUAAAUGCUUUACUAAUGGAAUGUCAUGGCUUACAUAAAUUAUAUGCAUAUCAUAAUAGCUUUAACAAUGUAUUUUAUUUUGCUACAAUUAUAUUUUUGAAAUUUAAGACAGGGUCAAUGUCCUUCAACAACCGAACUUUAUUCACUUUACGACCAAUGUCGCUACAUCAAAACCCACUCAUCUAAUUGCUGUUGUAAGUUCCGUGUUGCUAUUAGUCAAAUUUGUUGCACUAGAGAUGUAUGUACCUAUCAUAAAUUUCCCUCAAUUUUUAAGCAAAGCAUAAUCAGUGAGGGAGAAUUGGAAAAGUGAGAUCAGCUGGACCACUUUUGUAUUUGUCAUUGAAGGGCAUUGAGUGUAAUUUAGUUAUUUCAACAAUGACUGAAUCCAUAAACAUAUCUCUCAUGUGUUUUAUGACUUAGCUAAGUUUUAGAUAUUUGUAAACUAGGUUUAAGACACUUAUACGAUGCACUAUAGGCACAAUUUUAGUACCACAUUGUUAAAUAUACACCUAAUGCUUAAAAAACUAUUGUUAUCAUGAGAAACUCAGUAUUUGUUAUUCCAAGCAAGCACGUUUGAACUUUGAAUUAAUUAGCGAUAAAAGAUUUAUAUUUUUACAAAAUUCUAGUGAUAUAUGUUGAAAUUUGUUACAUAACUUUGUAUAGCGUUACUUUCAUGAAAAUUCAAACAAUCACUGUUACGAAUUUUCAUGAACUGUUAGAAAUUUACGCCUCGUUUAGAUUCGUAGAGCUAACCCGUCCAUAAAAUUGGUUUUCGAAUCUUAGGUUCUUUCGUGUUUGCAAAAACUUACACUAAACUAUAAAAAGACCCUCAUUGAACCAAACCCAGGGUCGGUCAGUGUAUAAUGAUGUAAAUUCUAGGAAGAAAAUUGUUUAUUUCGUGUUGUUAUAGGUCGAUAUAAAUCAUUGUUAGGUAAAGAUGAUGGUGGGGUGUAAUACAGCCACUUAGCCAAAAUUAAACAUAUCUAUAGUAAAAAAGACAUCUUAGACCAACACGAUAUUGGUAGCUUGCUUUAUUCGUCUAUGGCUUUUGUUAUUUGAGUGUGAUUUACGUGUGCUUUGCUUUGAAUGAAAUAGAUCUUGUAUCAUGCGAUAAACACAUUUUACUACAGACGUUUUUACUGGACGCCUUGUUUGUUCAAAAUCCUUUCUUUUACGUUAAAUGUAAUGUUAAUACUUUUUAAAAGCAUAGACUAUGUAAAAUAAACUGU